Messenger RNA from Oryza brachyantha (malo sina), 3090 nucleotides. RefSeq names its product pentatricopeptide repeat-containing protein At2g41720. The record is from RefSeq and is a predicted model, not a curated record. Gene Ontology annotation, molecular function: protein binding. The transcript is spliced from 11 exons. The coding region runs from base 194 to 2224 and encodes 676 amino acids. NCBI's taxonomy places the organism in Eukaryota, Viridiplantae, Streptophyta, Magnoliopsida, Poales, Poaceae.
CCGGUGGCAGCGGGACUGGAAGGUGUCGGAGGUCGCCGCCCGCGUGCUCGCGCUCCCGCGCGCCGAGGCCGGCGCCGUCGACGCCGUGCUCAACUGCUGGGCGGGGCGCUUCGCCCGCCGCAACUUCCCGCUCCUCAUCCGCGAAAUCACAAUAUCUGGGUCCUUGCACCAUGCCGUACAUGUGUUUCGCUGGAUGAAAAAUCAAGAUAACUACUGUGCUCGUAAUGAUAUUUACGCCAUGAUGAUACGGCUAUAUGCCAGGCAUAACCAGGUUGAUCAGGCACGCGGGCUGUUCUUUGAGAUGCAAGAAUGGCGGUGUAAACCUGAUGCUGAUAUAUACAAUUCUCUCAUUCAUGCACAUUCCCGGGCUGGUCAAUGGCGUUGGGCCAUCAACAUUAUGGACGAUAUGCUUCGUGCUGCUAUACCUCCCAGCCGGGCUACUUAUAAUAAUGUGAUAAAUGCAUGUGGGGCUGCUGGUAACUGGAAAAAGGCUUUAGAACUGUGUAAGAAAAUGACAGAAAAUGGUGUUGGACCAGAUUUGGUUACACACAACAUUGUUUUAUCUGCUCUUAAGAAUGGAUCUCAGUACUCAAAAGCUAUAUCUUACUUUGAAAUAAUGAAAGGAGCAAAUAUUACCCCUGAUACUUUCACGUUAAAUAUUAUGAUCCAUUGCCUUGUAAAGAUUGGACAGUGUGGGGAAGCUAUUGAAUUGUUUAACUCAAUGAGGGAGCAAAAAACAAAAUGUCCUCCAGAUGUUGUUACAUAUACUAGCAUCAUGCAUUCUUAUUGUGUUUAUGGGCAAGUUGAAAAUUGCAAAGCAGUCUUUGACUUGAUGGUUGCUGAAGGAGUGAAGCCUAAUGCUGUAACAUAUAAUGCGCUUUUGGGUGCAUAUGCCUCACGAGGUAUGCACAAGGAGGCCUUGGAAACUUUUAAUUUAUUAAAGCAAAAUGGGUUACUACCUGAUAUAGUUUCCUAUACCUCCUUACUGAACGCAUAUGGUAGAUCUGCACAGCCUGAGAAGGCUAGGGAGGUCUUUAACAAGAUGAGGAAGAAUUCAUGCAAACCAAAUAAAGUCAGUUACAAUGCGCUUAUUGAUGCCUAUGGGUCUGCUGGAAUGUUGAAGCAAGCUAUUGGCUUACUGCAUGAAAUGGAGAAAGAUGGCAUUCAGCCAGAUGCUGUUUCCAUUAGUACUUUGUUGGCUGCCUGUGGUCGCUGCAGGCAGAUAACAAGAAUUGAGACUAUUCUUGAAGCAGCUAUGUCCCGAGGUAUUGAUCUAAAUACAGUUGCUUACAACUCUGGCAUUAAAAGCUAUUUAAGUUUUGGAGAUUAUGAGAAAGCUUUGGAGUUGUAUACAUUAAUGAGAGUGAGGAAUGUGAAACCAGAUGCUGUAACCUAUAAUAUACUUAUUAGUGGAUCUUGUAAAUUGGGAAAACAUGAAGAAUCUUUGAGAUUUUUUGAGGAUAUGGUGAACUCUAAGGUUCCGUUAACGAAGGAGGUCUAUUCUUCCUUGAUUUAUUCAUAUGUCAAACAGGGCAAACUAUCUGAAGCAGAAUCUACUUUCGAUUCAAUGAAAAAAUCAGGCUGUUUUCCUGAUGUUUUGACAUAUACUACAAUGAUGCAAGCCUAUAACGCUAGUGGGAGUUGGGAGAGAGCUUGGGACCUGUUCAAAGAGAUGGAAGGAAAUGGUAUUCCACCAGAUGCCAUUAUAUGCUCAUCCCUUAUGGAAGCAUUCAACAAGGGUGGCGAACCUGAAAGGGUCCUUCAGUUGAUGGAGCUCAUGAAGGAAAAAUGCAUCCCAUUGAACCAAAAAUCUUAUUUUGAGAUAAUAGCUUCAUGCACCAUGAUGCGUGACUGGAAAACAGCAAGUGAAAUGAUUGAAAAUUUGGAUUCUUCACUCUCAUCCAUUUCUGUUGGGACACUAAACCAUAUUUUAAAUUUUCUUGGAAAAUGUGGGAAGACAGAGAACAUGAUGAAGCUGUUCUACAAGAUGGUGACUUCAUGUUCUACUCUGGGCCUUUCCACUUAUACAAUUAUUCUUAGAAAUCUACUAGUUGUCGGGAAAUGGAGAAAGUACAUUGAGGUUUUGCAGUGGAUGGAGGAUGCUGGAGUUCAUCCAACACUAUACAUGUACCAAGAUGUCCUUCCAUAUAUCUGGAGAGAAAAUGGCAUGGACUUCACUGCCCUUAUGGAAGAAAAAAUAAGUUCAUUGAGAGAGAAAACAUGAAUUCUUGAUAAUUCAACACCUCUUUGGUGUGAAGCAGGAAAGAUAUUAUGAUCUGUGCGGACUGCUGAGCAGAGUAACUCGGUUUUCUAUAUUAGGUACUGUCGUACAUGCCACAGAAGGGUUUCCAGCUCAGAAACACGUAUGUGCUGCCAAAAUGAAAUUGAUGAUGAGCUCCACAAUCAUGGUUGAAGAACUAUCUUCCUUGGAUUGAGCAUGUUGUUUUACUGUCUAAUAUAUGCUGGGGGAAUAAAAAAUCAUUUGCAUUCCUCAGUCACAGCAUGGCUAACAUCGUCUAGCAUGUGUUGGCAUAAGUUUUGGAAGUAACGGAACUUGUGGCAUAAAUGGGAGAGACAAAAUUCAAGAACAUAGGGCUCUCUCUAUCCUCCUGCCCUCCUGGUAGAUCUCAAGUUUGUGCUUUGUGGAAUCCCGCAGUAACUGAUAUCAUCUCCUGAAAGACUGACAAGGUGACCAACGUUGAAUUUAGUGAAGCUCAAAAUGGUAAGAUCUUGUGAUACAGUUUAUCAUUGUUCUUUGCUUACAGUUGCAAGCCGACACAUGUACUGAAGUGCUGUUUUACUUAAGAGCAUGCCUUCACCAGUCAUGAGCUCUUGGCUUGGGAGCAAUAUAACCGUGGUUUUUCUGUGUCAGAAAGUCAUGUUUGUCCAGUAGAGCAAUAUUUUUCUUACUUUUUUCAUCUAAAUAAUUUCAAAGUUUUGCUGGUCUAUAUGAAUUUGGAUGCCCUUUAAUGGGUAUUCUUAUACUGCUUCCUGGGCCCAAAUACAGUACGUAUGGUGGGCCGACGGCCUUCAGCUAUGGACUGAGGCCUGGCUCUGAAAGGUACUAAACACCUGGUACGUAAUAGUCAG